CAUUUGGCACCCUGACUGUGGCGCUGGCCCUUUAAAGCAGAUCAGGGUCUGGCGUUGAGGGAAAAAAAAAUUACCAGAUUUCUGCUGUCUGCUUACAUGCCUGGCCUUGGGAGGGAAGGGGGGGUCACUUCAGCCCCCAAUAGGGGCAUUGGAAGGGCAGGUGGAGCCAGUAGCAUUGAUUGCAGUAACCUGAUCCCGCGGGGGAGGCGACGACAUCGUUGCGCGUCGGGCUGCCAAGGGAGGAAGCUGCCCGCAUCUGAGGGUUGGGCCAGGAAGAGUUGGGGCUGGGGCCUGGGUCGGCAGCUGCGGCCUCCUCUCUGGCCCAUCUAUUUUUAAUGAGCUCCCCGGGCUUCUGCAGCCGGCAGGAUGCAGAAAGGCAGGCCCUGUUGGUGGAGGCCAGAAGUCCGAGCCCUGCCUUGAGCUCUGGCCCCCCUACCCCUCUGGGCAUGAGAGGGCAGUCCUGGAGACCGGCAGCCCCCUGGCCGGGCAGGGCUCUCCAUGCAGCUGGUACUGAAGAUGGAUUCGAGCCCAGACAAUGACAGCUGGUUGGAGGAUCAGUGGGAGCACUGGCUCACCCAUGACAUCAGCCUGGAGGAGUUUGAGGAUGAAGACCUUUCAGAGAUCACUGAUGAGUGUGGCAUCAGCCUGCAGUGCAAAGACACCUUGUCUCUCCUGCCCCCGCGCGCCGGGCUGCUGUCUGCGGGUAGCAGCGGCAGCGCGGGGAGCCGGCUGCAGGCGGAGAUGCUGCAGAUGGACCUGAUCGACGCGGCAGGUGACACUCCGGGCGCCGAAGACGACGAGGAGGAGGAGGACGACGAGCUCGCUGCCCAACGGCCAGGAGUGGGGCCUCCCAAAGCAGAGUCCGGCCAGGAUCCGGCGCCUCGCAGCCAGGGCCAGGGCCCUGGCACUGGCAGCGGAGACACCUACCGGCCCAAGAGGCCUACCACGCUCAACCUUUUCCCGCAGGUGCCGCGGUCUCAGGACACGCUGAAUAAUAACUCUUUAGGCAAAAAGCACAGUUGGCAGGACCGUGUGUCUCGAUCAUCCUCCCCUCUGAAGACUGGGGAGCAGACACCUCCACAUGAACACAUCUGCCUGAGUGAUGAGCUGCCACCCCAGGGCAGUCCUGUUCCCACCCAGGAUCGCGGCACUUCCACCGACAGCCCUUGUCGCCGAAGUGCAGCCACCCAGAUGGCACCUCCAAGUGGCCCCGCUGCCACUGCGCCUGGUGGCCGGGGUCACUCCCAUCGCGACCGAAUCCACUAUCAGGCAGAUGUGCGGCUCGAGGCAACUGAGGAGAUCUACCUGACCCCAGUGCAAAGGCCUCCAGACCCUGCAGAACCCACCUCCACCUUCUUGCCACCUGCUGAGAGCCGGAUGUCAGUUAGCUCGGAUCCAGACCCCGCUGCUUACUCUGUAACUUCAGGGCGGCCACAUCCCUCCAUCAGUGAAGAGGAUGAGGGCUUCGACUGCCUGUCAUCCCCAGAGCGAGCUGAGCCACCAGGUGGAGGGUGGCGGGGAAGCCUUGGGGAGCCACCGCCGCCUCCGCGGGCCUCACUGAGCUCGGACACCAGCGCACUGUCCUACGACUCGGUCAAGUACACACUGGUGGUGGAUGAGCAUGCGCAACUUGAGUUGGUGAGUCUGCGGCCAUGCUUUGGAGAUUACAGUGAUGAAAGCGACUCUGCCACUGUCUAUGACAACUGUGCCUCUGCCUCCUCGCCCUACGAGUCAGCCAUUGGUGAGGAAUAUGAGGAGGCCCCUCAACCCCGGCCUCCCACCUGCCUCUCAGAGGACUCCACACCAGAUGAGCCUGAUGUCCACUUCUCUAAGAAGUUUCUGAAUGUCUUCAUGAGUGGCCGCUCUCGUUCCUCCAGUGCCGAGUCCUUUGGGCUGUUCUCCUGUGUCAUCAAUGGGGAGGAGCAUGAGCAAACCCAUCGGGCUAUAUUCAGGUUCGUGCCUCGACAUGAAGAUGAGCUUGAGCUGGAAGUGGACGACCCUCUGCUGGUGGAGCUGCAGGCAGAAGACUAUUGGUACGAGGCCUAUAACAUGCGCACUGGAGCCCGGGGUGUCUUCCCUGCCUACUAUGCCAUUGAGGUCACCAAGGAGCCUGAGCACAUGGCAGCCCUUGCCAAAAACAGCGACUGGAUUGACCAGUUCCGGGUGAAGUUCCUGGGCUCUGUCCAGGUUCCUUAUCACAAGGGCAAUGAUGUCCUCUGUGCUGCUAUGCAAAAGAUCGCCACCACCCGACGGCUUACCGUGCACUUUAACCCGCCCUCCAGCUGUGUCCUUGAGAUCAGCGUUAGGGGUGUCAAGAUAGGUGUCAAGGCUGAUGAUGCUGUGGAGGCCAAGGGAAAUAAAUGUAGCCACUUUUUCCAGCUAAAAAACAUCUCUUUCUGUGGAUACCAUCCAAAGAACAACAAGUACUUUGGGUUUAUCACUAAGCACCCUGCUGACCACCGGUUUGCCUGCCAUGUCUUUGUGUCUGAAGAUUCCACCAAAGCCCUGGCAGAGUCUGUGGGGCGUGCGUUUCAGCAGUUCUACAAGCAGUUUGUGGAGUAUACCUGUCCUACAGAAGAUAUCUACUUGGAGUAGCAGCAUCCCCACUCUCUGCAGCCCCUCAGCCCCAGGCCAGUACGAGGACAGCUGGCUGCUGACAGGAUGUGGUACUGCCACAAGAGAAUGGGGGAGUGAGGGCUGUUGGGUCGGGGGUGGCAGGGAUUUGGGGAGAGGCAGAUGCAGUUUAUUGUAAUAUAUGGGGUUAGAUUAAUCUAUGGAGGAUAGUUACAGGCUCUCUGGGGACUGGGGAAGGGUGGGGCUGGGGGUGGGGGUCGGGCCUCUGGCCACAAAGGGAUCCCCUAGGAACAGAGGUACUGUCUCAUCCUGGGCCUUGUUUCAUGCUAGGGGCCCUGGCUUUCUGGCUCUUGGCUCCUGCCUUGACAAAGCCCAUGCCCAUGCCACCUGGAAGUAUCCACCUUCCCUUGUCCCCACCUCAACCAGAGCCCUGAGCUCAGGCUGAGCCCAAGCACCUCCGAAGGACUUUCCAGUAAGGAAAUGGCAACGUGUGGCAGUGAAGACCGUGUUCUCAUCUGUGGGGCCUCCAGGCAGCUCCAACCUCCAGCCUGGCUAGCACGCUGGUCCUGGCAAGCUUGUGUGUGCAAGGAAGGAGAGGGCCACGGCGAGCCCUGCCUUCCAGGGAAAGGUGGCCUCUCAGCUGGCCCCAGCCAGCCGGUCACUGUCUUGUUACCUGGCUACUACUAUUAAAGUGCCAUUUCUUGUCUGGA
Molecule: messenger RNA, 3284 nt
Organism: Mastomys coucha (southern multimammate mouse)
Lineage: Eukaryota; Metazoa; Chordata; Mammalia; Rodentia; Muridae
Gene: Mapk8ip1
Product: mitogen-activated protein kinase 8 interacting protein 1
Exons: 12
Coding region: 499-2595 (698 amino acids)
Biological process (GO): regulation of JNK cascade
Cellular component (GO): cytoplasm
Molecular function (GO): protein binding
Source: RefSeq, a predicted model, not a curated record